Messenger RNA from Phlegmacium glaucopus, 273 nucleotides. NCBI's taxonomy places the organism in Eukaryota, Fungi, Basidiomycota, Agaricomycetes, Agaricales, Cortinariaceae. The record is from the annotation of a GenBank genome assembly.
UCAGAGUAGUGAUGUUCUGGCCUGGCUUGGCACAAAAGCCACGGCUUUGGGCUGGCUUUGGGCGGCUCUGGCUUUCUUAAACCCUGGGCCAAGCCAAAGCCCCCAAAGCCGGCUUGGCUCAGGCUUGGCUUGGCCCAGGCCGCAGCUUUUAGCAGACAAGAUACAUACUAUGGUAUAAGACAGGUAACGACAGUAGCUACAGGUAGCUAUGGCUCUUUUAAUCUAAAUCCGACUCAAUGACCACCCCACUCAGGCCAUCAUCCUCAUCCUCAA